Messenger RNA from Paramacrobiotus metropolitanus, 2247 nucleotides. Its product is annotated as U6 snRNA phosphodiesterase 1-like. The transcript has 9 exons. Gene Ontology annotation, biological process: U6 snRNA 3'-end processing. Bases 219 to 1268 code for a protein of 349 amino acids. Gene Ontology annotation, cellular component: nucleus. NCBI's taxonomy places the organism in Eukaryota, Metazoa, Tardigrada, Eutardigrada, Parachela, Macrobiotidae. Gene Ontology annotation, molecular function: 3'-5'-RNA exonuclease activity. The record is from RefSeq and is a predicted model, not a curated record.
UGUACGCAGUCGAUUUACCACUGUUUUUAGACGCGCUUGGACAUGGGUAUUCUUGUAGUUAUCCAGUUUGUCCAUGAAGUUCUGCUUUCGCUACGUUAUAGUAUUUUGUUAUUGAAAUCUUUUUUACGAAGUGCCAUUCUUCGUUCUUUUUCGUUCAAACAUUUCCAGUUCGUAUAUUGACUAAAUUUUCAGCCAAAUUGUACAACAUACGUGGCUUCAUGAGUUUACGAAGCGCUGUUUCUUUGGCUCUUUAUUUUUUCCUGAACAACUUGAUAAUGGCGAUGGUGGCGAAAGUUCGCUACAUUCUUCAAAAGUGGCUCGAUGAUAAUGGGACCUCUGAAUUUAACGAAGAAAAGUCGGAAAAGGGUUCGAAAGCAAGCUUUGGAGUGAGGAAGACGUUGGUCAGCUCGAAACGAAAACGAACACCGUCCAAACAGAAAAGUGUUUUUGACAAACAUUCCCACUUCUCGGGAUCAAACGUGCAUGUGCCCUGCAAUAAGGAGGAAUUCCCGAAGACAGAACGCGGGGAAUCAAUUAGUAAUGGUCGCAACCGUAAUGCUUUGACCCGAUUCGAGCAUCCCACAGACGAGACACCCAGUUUGGACAGCAGCAUGGCCGAUCCGGCGAGUGAUGACACAGAUAUGGAUUACAACCAUGAUCAGCGCAUCCGAGCUUAUCCGCACUUUGCUGGAAACAGGGCUAUGUUCGUUUACAUGAUUUCGCCGGUCGAAGGCUUGUCGCCGUUAUUCGCUCAGCUUUUGGCGGAAGUCCUGAAAAUUCCCGAUAUUAAACAUCACAACUGGUCCAUGAUAGAUGAACCGCAUAUAAGCCUGUCACGCAUUGGAAUGUUGCGUUAUCAUGAAAUCCCGCAGUUUACGGCGCACUUGAAGACGGAAAUAAAGAAAUCGUCUGUUCCCCGGUUUUCAUAUUCGUUCGAGGACGUGGAAAUUUACUGCAAUGAACAGGCCAACACAUCGUUCUUGGCUUUGCGCGUGGGUCGUGGCUCCAAGGAAAUGGGAGGACUGGUGAAGAUUGUCGACAGUUGUUUGAAGAGCUUUAAUAUGCCGCAGUAUUACGAAAAGCCUGAUUUCCAUUUAAGCUUUGCUUGGUGCCCGGAACAGCUGGACGAGCUCGACAAACAAAAGCUAUUAGUUACUGUUCGAAAACGGUUACAGCGCUUGUCGUGUCAGUUUGCCGAAGGAUUUGAACAGUGUGCUAAAGCUGUUCGUUGUCGUAGCGGAAAUCGAAGUUAUUUGGUGGCAUUGUGAUGUAGGCGUUUUCGGGACGGUUUUCCUCGUCGUGACUGAAUGGUUUAGAAUUUCCUUUUAUCUAAAAGUAUUCCUUUUCUUGUUUUGUUCUGUGAUGAGGUUAUUCCUCUAUCAGUGUUUUGUGAUUGAUCCUGAGAUUAUGAAGAUAUAUAGAUGUAGCCUGUGAAAUAGAAAAGUUUGUUUUCAGGAUGGAGUAUAAAUAUAGCCAGUACAGCCGUGCAGUUUCCCGCGAACUCUGGUCGUUUUGGGUUUUCUUGAGUAAAACGUGAGUUGAGUACUUUAUAAUACUUCAGUCACACAAGUCAAGGAGACAAGUCCUGAAAUCUUUCAGCAGCAGCGAAUAUUGUUAGAUCUGGAUACGAAACUAUUCUGCUGUAAAACAGUAAACGGAGCGCAUUAAUACUUUAUCAAAGUCGCUGAAAUCUGCGCCAUGCCUUCGGAGAUAUUCGUCAAACGAGAAGGACAUAUUCGACACUGGCUUCAUUGCAUUAUUUCCAUUUUCUUUCCGCCGUGGAUCUUCGUAUGGAUAUGUCUGUGUCUGACGAAUACAAGCACAACUACAACUACUGUGGCAACCAGACAUGAAACCGUCUAAAUCGAGGGAAGAUGUGCGGAUUCUUGCGGAACCACCCAGUCUAUUACGAGCGUUUUACGCUCUUCCGCCUUCCGUCAGUCUGAAUUGUAAUUCAAAAUCUCGUGUGGCAGUGUUACAAAAUUAAUGGUGAUCGAAGUUGUUGCCCACAAUCCCGAUAAUUCCGCCACCCGCUUUGUUUUCCGUUCGUUCAUAGUUUUCCUGUUCCUUUGAACCACUUGUUAAUGGUUUACGAAUCUCGUUCCUAUGAUGAUACUGAAUAUUGUUAUAAUAAAAUUCCUCGAAUUUUGUUUGGCGCCUGCCCGGCCAGCCGUGAGUGGUUGUAUAACGGAAUAAUUAUUUGUCACCGGAUGAACAUUCUCUCCGAUGCGUCCUCGGACAGUUUAA